Molecule: messenger RNA, 1638 nt
Organism: Talaromyces amestolkiae
Lineage: Eukaryota; Fungi; Ascomycota; Eurotiomycetes; Eurotiales; Trichocomaceae
Exons: 2
Coding region: 1-1638 (545 amino acids)
Biological process (GO): rRNA base methylation
Cellular component (GO): nucleolus
Molecular function (GO): methyltransferase activity
Source: RefSeq, a predicted model, not a curated record
AUGUCGCUAUACUACGAUGCCUCGACAAUUUUGACCUCAUCACCCAACAAUCAAGGUGGCUCUUUCAAAUCGCGCAUCUACAACUCCAAGUCUCUCAAAGCUUCCCCUGCGCAAAUCUACGCCCUCGUGACAGAAGCCUCGAAAUGGGAUAUUCUGCUCAAAGAAGUGAUUGAAAAUGCCGGAAUACUUUCCUCGGAACCAAAGUUAACGCCAUUACUAUGUCUACUUUUAACCCACGAUUUCCUAUUCAGCAAAAAUGGAAUUGCUACACCCGCAUCUCACCCGCUUCGGCAAGCCAUUGAUAGACACAAGGUCCGACUGAAAGCAGAACUUACGAAAGCGCGAGUGCGCCGAAACUGUGCGUCGAUUCCGGAUCUACAAUCUGCGAUACUAGCGGAGAAGAGAGCGCUGCUUGGGCCGGAUGAACUCACAGAGAGCAUGUACCCACGGUGGGUGCGCAUCAAUAAUAUCAAGAGCACGCUCGAUGCGCAAAUGGAGACGGCGUUCAAAGAUCAUAAAAGAGUGGAUCGACUGAAACAGCUGAACAGCGCGAACCAAAUUUACGUUGAUGCUCAUAUACCUGAUCUCGUUGCUCUUGCACCGGGUACUGUAGACUUUUCAUCGUCGAAUACAUAUAAGAAUGGAGAGAUCAUUCUGCAGGACAAGGCAUCUUGUUUCCCUGCUUAUCUACUUCUAGGAGAUAAGGAGGAUGCAUGGGAGGGAGGGGAUUUGAUUGAUGGUUGUGCUGCGCCCGGAAAUAAAACUACUCAUUUAGCCUCCCUUCUUGCGGCGCGACAGAAAUAUCACGGCAAGAAACAAACCGGCAAGUCGAAGAUUAUAUCGAUGGAUGCAUCGGCUCCGCGGUCGAAGAUCCUUCAGAAAAUGGUCUCCGUCGCCGGAGCGGAUAAGCUUGUUACUGUACUUGCUGGACAGGACUUUUUGGCAUUAGAUCCAGAAGACGAAAGAUUUGAGUCUGUGAGUGGUUUACUACUUGAUCCGAGUUGUUCGGGCAGUGGUAUUAUUGGUCGUGACGACGUGCCCAAGCUGGUUCUUCCGGAGCAAGGCAAGACCUCUAAAUCGUCAAAUAGAGGGACCAAGCGCAAACGGCCUACAGAGGACGAAGUUGCGAAGCCCGACAACACUCAGAAAACGGAUGAAGUGGAUACAGAGCGCUUACUCAAGCUCUCAAAUCUUCAGACACAUAUCGUUGAGCACGCGCUCAAAUUCCCAGCUGCUACCAGAGUAACGUAUAGCACGUGUUCCAUCCACAUACUUGAGAACGAAUGCGUUGUCGAGAGGGUUCUCGCAUCAGAUAUUGCCAGAAGAAGAGGUUGGAGGAUUAUGCGACGCGAUGAGCAGCCGCAAGGUUUACAGAAAUGGCGACAUCGAGGAAUAAAAAAGCAUACCAACGGCAAGGUUACCAGUGAUAUAGCUGUUAAGCUGAGCGAUGAGCAGAUAGAUGCAUGUCUACGGUGUUGGCCGGGUGAUGAUGAGUGUACGGGUGGGUUUUUUGUGGCUGGAUUCAUCAGAGACGAUGCUUUGGCUGAGGAAUUGCCCGCUGCGGGAGAGGAGAAUGGCGAAAGCCAGUAUAAGAGUGAGGAGGAAGGCGACUCGGAAUGGGAGGGAUUCUCGGACUAA